Sphenostylis stenocarpa is the source of this 414-nucleotide messenger RNA. The record is from the annotation of a GenBank genome assembly. Lineage: Eukaryota; Viridiplantae; Streptophyta; Magnoliopsida; Fabales; Fabaceae.
AUGGCGUCGUUGUCUGUCCUCCAGGUUGAUAAAGAUGAAGGAGACAUAUGUUCCGCCUUUUGGAACCAUUCAAGAAGUUUAGAGGCAUUUCAAGGCUAUGCAGAGUCUCUUGGACAAGUUAAGUUCGUGAUCUUGCUAGCCGUUGUUGACGACAUGGCAACAAUGCGUCACCAAAACACUAUCUCAUUAACGUCAUCUUUUGGGGCUGAGCUGCAAGCCAAACUUGAUACUCAGGCACGAGUAGAACCCGCGGUUAAGGCCCAAGCUGGUGCUCAUGACAAGCCCCUAGAUGAUGCUCCCAACACCGAGCAUGAGCAUGAAAAACAGACUCUUCAUAGGUUAGAAUUUAAGAAGGUAUCGAGUGCCUUUGGACAGCCAACAAGUGGAAUAAAGUUGCGUGUCUGGCAUUUGUAG